GACGCGACCGCGCCAUGAGCGCCAAGUUCGCGUUCAAGCAGGAGCAUCCCUUCGAUAAACGCGCGAGCGAAUCGGCGCGAAUUCGAGGGAAAUACAACGAUCGCGUGCCGGUGAUCGUGGAGCGCGCGGAGAAGAGCGACGCGCCGACGCUCGAUAAGAAGAAGUAUCUCGUCCCGGCGGAUCUCACGGUGGGACAGUUCGUGUACGUGAUUCGUAAGCGCAUCAAGCUCAGCGCGGAGAAGGCGAUAUUCAUUUUCGUGAAUAACGUGUUGCCGCCGACGGCGGCGCUGAUGUCGGCGGUGUACGAGGAACAUAAGGACGAGGACGGGUUUCUGUACGUGACGUAUUCGGGGGAGAAUACGUUCGGCGGCGAACGCGCGAGCGACGAAGACGACGAGGCGAGCGUCGCGCGAUGAUAUCGCGUCGCGCGACGAAAUCGCGACAUUCGAAACACACUCACGAUCACGCGCUCGAUCGAUCGAUCGUUCGUUCGUUCGUUCGAUCGAUCGGCUCUGUACCAUAGCGACGACGAUUUCUGUAAAUACAUUCCCGCGCACCUCCGCGCCGCACACGCCGACGCCCGUCGCGCUCGAUCGCGCGCUCGAACGCGAUGGCGGACGCGAUGAUGGACGAGUUCAUGAAAUUCCAAGCCGAGAUGGACGCGAUCGGCGCGAAAGACGCCGAGGCGAGCGAAAACGCGCCGACGGACGCGCCGACGGACGCGCCCGCGCCCGCGCGCGCGGUGCCGGGACCGACGCCGCGACCGGCGCCGCGACCGAUCGCCGCGCACGGACGGGCGACGAUCGCGCGCACGGCCGAACGCGUGCCCGCGGGACCGA
Molecule: messenger RNA, 839 nt
Organism: Ostreococcus lucimarinus CCE9901
Lineage: Eukaryota; Viridiplantae; Chlorophyta; Mamiellophyceae; Mamiellales; Bathycoccaceae
Exons: 2
Coding region: 15-416 (133 amino acids)
Biological process (GO): cellular response to nitrogen starvation
Source: RefSeq, a predicted model, not a curated record